Molecule: messenger RNA, 2382 nt
Organism: Quercus lobata
Lineage: Eukaryota; Viridiplantae; Streptophyta; Magnoliopsida; Fagales; Fagaceae
Product: beta-glucosidase 12-like
Exons: 13
Coding region: 718-2253 (511 amino acids)
Biological process (GO): carbohydrate metabolic process
Molecular function (GO): beta-glucosidase activity
Source: RefSeq, a predicted model, not a curated record
UUGUAUUUGCUCCUUGAGAUUUAAUUUGUUGUGUAUUCAAUUUACUGUGAACUCAAGUCUAGCGUAAAUUUAAUAGUUGUAAUCUCUAUUUUAUAGUGGAUAUUUUUCAGAGCUGUUUCGUAGUUUUUCCCUUUAUACUGGAGGAUUUUUUAUGUAAGAUUUGGUGUUCUUGUGUAGUUGUGUUUACAUGGUACUUGCUGAAUUUUUUUUUUUUCCAUAAUAUUACUAAUGCUUGGUAGUCAUUAAUUUUAAUUCACACAUAAAUAUUGAGGGGAUUUAGGAUUUUUUCCCCAACAGUUUUAGAUUUAUUCUAAUACCCAUGGGUCCAGGCUGUUAAGUUUGUUAGGAUUACCUAUUAGAGAAGAUAAUCACAAUUUCCUCUGUUUUUACUGUAUAUAUAUAAAUAAAUAAAUAAAUAAAAAUCAUUUUACAGAAUAAUUAAUCAAUCCAAUCAGAGAAAUUUUCUCAAGCUAAUCAAAGUGACAUUGUAUUUUGGAGGAUAGCUAUAGUCCUAUGUACAGUGUCAAACAAUCAGUUGAAGGACAGCUAUGUUGACUAAUAUUGCCUGUCCUUUUCCUUUUUUUUUUUUUUUUUUUUUUUUUAUCUCUAUUUUUUCUUUUCUAAAUAGAUAAGAUAUGUAAUGCUCCUUUAUAAAUAAAUAAAAAAAACCAGCAGAUAAUACCUGGCUCUACACACAAAAAAAAUCCAAAAUCGAUUAUGGCAUCACAAGGCUAUCCAGUCUUGGGCCUCCUAGUUCUUCUUGGUUUAUUGACUAAUAUCAUUGCUGUUUCUUCAAGCCAUGGCAGUGCUUAUGAUACUGCUUCACUCAACCGGACCAGUUUUCCCGAAGGUUUUAUUUUUGGGACAGCAGCAGCGGCUUAUCAGUAUGAAGGUGCAGCAUAUGAAGAUGGUAAAGGACCAAAUAUAUGGGACACUUACACUCAUGAACAUCCGGAAAGGAUAGUGAAUGGAAGCAAUGGAGACGUAGCUGUCGAUCAAUAUCAUCACUACAAGGGAGAUGUUCGAAUUAUGAAAAAGAUGGGCUUAGAUGCAUAUAGAUUCUCAAUCUCAUGGUCUCGAGUACUGCCAAAAGGAAAACUAUCUGGAGGUGUGAAUAGGGAAGGAAUCAAAUACUACAACAAACUAAUCAAUAAGCUCCUAGACAGAGGUAUACUCCCUUUUGUGACCCUCUUCCACUGGGAUCUUCCCCAAGCAUUGGAAGAUGAGUAUGGUGGUUUUUUGAGUCCUCAUAUUGUGGAUGAUUUUCGGGAUUAUGCUGAGCUUUGCUAUAAAGAAUUUGGUGAUCGUGUCAAGCAUUGGAUCACACUAAAUGAACCAUUGAGCUACUCCAAUGGUGGUUAUGUUACGGGGGAUUCAGCCCCAGGUCGGUGUUCUAGUUGGCAAAAGAAAAAUUGCACUGGUGGAGAUUCUGGAACAGAACCGUAUUUGGUAUCACAUAAUCAACUUCUUUCUCAUGCAUCUGCCGUUGAAGUGUACAGGAAAAAGUAUCAGCAAGCACAGAAAGGCUUGAUGGGUAUAUCCCUAGUUGGAGACUGGGUUGUGCCAUACUCUAACGCGACGCAGGACCAAGAUGCUGCGCAAAGAGCCCAUGAUUUCAGGUUUGGAUGGUUUAUGGAUCCCCUAACAAAUGGUGACUAUCCACAUAGCAUGCGAUCUCUAGUUGGCGACCGAUUACCCAAAUUCACAAAAGAGCAAUCCAAGCUAUUAAAAGGGUCACUUGAUUUUCUAGGGCUAAACUACUAUACUACUAAUUAUGCAGCCGAUGCACCCAAAGCUGAAAAGCCAAGCUACUUAACAGAUUUGCGAGCUAAUCUUUCUUCUGAGCGCAAUGGGAUCCCCAUCGGUCCAGAGGCUGCUUCAAGUUGGCUCCAUGUCUAUCCCAGGGGAAUUCGAGAUAGUCUAUUAUACGCCAAGACAAAGUACAAUGAUCCACUAAUUUUUAUUACCGAGAAUGGGAUUUCUGAGUUCAAUAAUGACACAUUGUCGCUUAAGGAAGCCCUUGCAGACAACUAUAGAAUUGAUUAUUACCAUCGCCAUUUUCAGUAUAUUCUUAAGGCUAUCAAGGAUGGUGUUAAUGUGAAGGGAUAUUUUGCAUGGUCGUUAUUGGACAACUUUGAAUGGGGUGCAGGUUAUUCCGUUCGGUUUGGCAUCAACUAUGUAGACUAUAAAAAUGGGUUGAAAAGAUAUCCGAAAAUGUCUGCACGUUGGUUUAAGAAAUUCCUCAAGCCAUAAGAUGACAAAUUUAGGACUAUACUCAUGUUGAACUAUAUAGAUACUAUGGAUAUACUCAUGUUUAAAUAAUGCCUGUAAUCUGUAUUCAAUAAAUUAAAAUAAAAUAAAAUUAAUGUCACUGUUUACAAA